Molecule: messenger RNA, 5010 nt
Organism: Ochlerotatus camptorhynchus
Lineage: Eukaryota; Metazoa; Arthropoda; Insecta; Diptera; Culicidae
Product: phospholipid-transporting ATPase ABCA3-like
Exons: 7
Coding region: 70-4995 (1641 amino acids)
Biological process (GO): transmembrane transport; lipid transport
Cellular component (GO): intracellular membrane-bounded organelle; membrane
Molecular function (GO): lipid carrier activity; ABC-type transporter activity; ATP hydrolysis activity
Source: RefSeq, a predicted model, not a curated record
GCUGAUAACGGCUUGAAUGUGUUCAAAUUUUCCAGUAUCUGCCUUUUGUGAGUCAACACCGGAAGGAAGAUGACUAGCAGCUGGAAUAAAUUACAGUUGCUGCUGUGGAAGAACUGGACCAUCCAGAAGAGGCACUACAUACAGACGAUUUUCGAAAUUCUGAUACCGGUGCUAUGUUGCUCAAUGCUCAUUUUGGUGCGAGGAUUGGUGGAUCCGAAGAAGAUUGACAAUCCAACGAUUUUCGAUCCAUUGACAGCGAACUCCUACUCCAAUUUAGACUUUCAAACACCACCGGUUAUCCCCAGAGUAGCAUACUCACCAAAGAAUGACGUUCUGGAGGCCUUAAUGAACGAUACCUUGGAGAACCACUUCUUUAGCACCACACCCCUCUCGCUUGAGAGCUAUGCCAGUUCAAGGGACCUCGAGGGUCUGCUAGUCCAGCAGAACUACUUCGUAGGAGUUGAGUUUGACGAUAACUUAGCGAACAUCACAACGCUUCCGGAGAGGAUCCACUUUUCGUUGCGAUUUCCAGCGGAAACGAGACAGUGGAGAUGGUUGUUUGGCAAUUGGAGAACAAACCUGCUUGUAGUACCGUUUUCCCCCGGUAUCCGUAACAAGGAUUUCAGCGAUGGUGGCGGUCCCAGCUACUACAACGAGGGAUUCAUCGGGAUGCAGACUGCGUUGUCUGCCGCCAUCGUAGCAGUUCAUGACCCGGAGAUCAAUACGAAAGAAGUCCGGUUAAGGCGCAUCCCUUACCCGCCGUUCCACGAGGACAAACUCCUCCCGGCAAUGGAACAGCUGCUGCCGCUGAUCAUCCUGAUUGCCUUCUUCUACACCUGCAUCAACACGGUUAAGUACAUCACCAUCGAGAAGGAACGCCAGCUCAAGGAAGCCAUGAAGAUCAUGGGUCUAUCAAACUGGCUGCACUGGACAGCUUGGUUCGUCCGCUGCUUGCUUCUUCUGCUGAUCACCAUCUCUCUGGUAACACUUCUGAUGACCGCCAACCUGACGACCAACACGGAUCAAGCGGUCCUUCAGUUCACCGAUUGGUCGGUUCUAUGGCUGUUCCUGCUGGCAUUCUCCAUCGCAACCAUCUGCUUCUGCUUCAUGAUGAGCGUGUUUUUCAACAAAGCAAACACGGCAGCCGGAAUUGCUGGGCUCAUGUGGUUCCUGCUGAUGAUGCCGUACAAUAUCACGGUUCGCAACUACGACGACAUGGAAACGGGGUCCAAGAUCGGGCUGUGUCUGCUUUCAAAUACGGCCAUGUCGUACGGAGUGUUGAACAUUGUCCGCUUCGAAGGCAACCAGGAGGGACUGCAGUGGUACAAUCUAUUCUCGCCGUCAACCAUGAACGAUGGAUUAAGCGUUGGAGUGGUGAUGGUAAUGAUGCUGGUUGAUGCGCUAAUCUAUCUAGGGAUCGCACUGUACUUCGAACAGAUCAUGCCCGGGGAAUUUGGCGUUGCAAAACCGUGGUAUUUCCUGUUCACCAGGGAGUUUUGGAAGAGGAACAAAGUCGGUGACGAAUAUGUUGGACAGAAUGGCGUUGUUAAAUCAGUACAGUCCAAAUUCAUCGAAGAAGAACCUUCCAUCGAGCAAGCGGGCAUCCGGAUUCGGAACUUGCGGAAGGUGUACGGUAAGAAGGUGGCCGUUGAAGGUCUGGAUUUGAACAUGUACGAGGAUCAGAUUACAGUCCUUUUGGGGCAUAACGGUGCAGGAAAGACAACCACCAUGUCCAUGUUGACGGGAAUGUUUUCGCCAAGUUCCGGGACGGCAUUGAUCAACGGACAUGAUAUCCGAACAGAUAUUGAAGGAGCUCGGCUAUCGCUGGGCUUGUGCCCGCAGCACAAUGUCCUGUUCAACGAACUGACUGUCGCCGAGCACGUAAAGUUCUUUUCCAAAUUAAAAGGCGUGAGUGACAAAGAUGUCACGUCGGAAAUUGAGAAAUACGUAAACUUGUUGGAGCUGGCAGACAAGAUGAACGCUCAGUCUCAUACCCUAUCCGGAGGUAUGAAACGGAAGUUGGCUGUAGGGGUAGCACUUUGUGGAGGAUCCAAGGUGGUUCUGCUGGACGAACCGAGUUCAGGAAUGGAUCCAUCUGCACGGAGAGCUCUCUGGGAGCUGCUGCAGAAGGAGAAGCUAGGCAGGACUGUACUUUUGUCUACGCAUUUCAUGGACGAAGCCGAUGUUUUGGGGGAUAGGAUCGCCAUCAUGGCUGAGGGGCAACUCAAAGCCGUCGGAUCGCCGUUCUUUUUGAAAAAGUCUUUUGGCGCAGGAUAUAGAUUGAUUUGCGUAAAAGAGCUAAACUGUGAUAAAGAUCAACUACUGAAGAUUUUGAGGAACCACAUUCCUGAUGUAGAGGUGGAGACUGACAUCGGGACCGAGCUAUCCCUAGUGUUGCGAGAGGAAUACGUAAAACAGUUCCAACCGAUGCUGGAGAACCUGGAGGGCCAGAUGUCGUCCUGUGGCAUUUCCAGCUUCGGAAUAUCAUUCACAACCAUGGAAGAGGUGUUUCUUCGAUCUGGAAGUGAUUCUUUCGAGAAGAAUCUUUCAGAUAAUUCAACGGUCUUCAACGCAGGAACCAACGAAUAUGCCUUGGAUAACCUACACCUCCUAACUGGAAACCGCCUGCUCUUCAACCAGAUCAAAGCUCAGUUCUUGAAGAAGUUCCUAGUCACCUUCCGCAGCUUGAUAACCCUCUCCAUGCAGAUCCUCAUACCGAUCGUAUUCGUGUUGAUGACCUACAUCAUCAUCCUAAACUCAUCGGCUGGCCGGGACUUGCCUGCCUUGGACAUCAAACUGGAAUCCUACACCCAUUCGGUUACCGUUCUGGAAGAUCAACUGUCCAACAGCUCCGUUACCGAAGCUUAUCAAACCCUAUUCAGCAAGCUCAACCCAAACCACAAAUUGGUAGUAACCGAAGCUGACAUGGUCGAUUUCAUCCUUCAGAAAUCCACGGAGUCGAUCGCAACCGUCAACACCCGUUACUGGGUAGGUGCAACCAUCAACGCUACUAGACCAACGGCUUGGUUCAAUAACAAGGCCUACCAUAGUGCUCCUCUAGCCAUCAACAUCCUGUUCAAUGGCCUCCUGAAAUCAUCCUGCCCGGAUUGCGAGAUUCAGAUCACGAACAAACCCCUUCCGUUCCAGUUGAUGACCCGCUUCGAUCAAUUGGAAACCGGAGCCAACUCCGGCUUCCAGCUGGCCUUCAACACCGGCUUCGCGAUGGCCUUCGUAGCGGCCCUGUACAUCAUGUUCUACAUCCGAGAACGAACCACCCGUUCUAAGCUGCUCCAGUUCGUCAGUGGAGUUAACGUUGCCCUGUUCUGGACCGUUUCUUUCCUCUGGGAUUACCUGAUAUUCGUAGUCGUUAGUCUAUUCUACGUGGCAUCGGUAGCUGCCAUCCAGCAGGAUGGUUGGUCAAACUUUGAACAGUUAAGUCGGGUUUUCUUAGUAGUGGUUCUGUUUGGUUUCGCAGUCAUUCCGAUGACCUAUCUGUUCUCCUACCUGUUUGACGUUCCUGCGACCGGAUUCGUCAAGAUGAUGCUCUUGAACAUCAUCUCCGGAACAGUGUUUUUCACUGCCGUAACUCUGCUGAAAUUUGAAGGAAUCGAUCUGGAGAACGUGGCGAAUACGUUGGAGUGGGUGUUUAUGUUCUUCCCGAACUUUGUUCUGUGUCAUAGUUUGAAUAAUCUGAACAGAGUGGCCAGUACUGAAGCUAUAUGCGAGAAGCAGUGUGACCUGGUUCCAAUGUGUACGAAGGAGCUUUUGUGUCUGCUUUUGCCACAGUGCUGUGGACAGGAGAUCUUCACAUUUGACGAAGGAGGUAUCAAUAGGAAUUUGAUGUUUUUUGUUGGGAUUGGGAUCGUGGCGUUUGCGUUGAUCAUGCUGAUCGAGUUCCGCGUGUUGAAGCGAAUAUUCGACCGACGAGGCAAGGUAAGCGAGGAAGGGGAUGUCUCGGAGUUGGAUUCGGAUGUUCUGGCUGAACAGCAACGUAUCCACGCAAUGGUUCAACCAGAAAUCGACAGUUAUAACCUAGUUCUGAAGGAUCUGUCCAAGUACUACAGGAAAUUCCGAGCCGUGAACAAACUGUCCGUUGGAAUUCGUCAUUCGGAGUGCUUCGGAUUGCUCGGAAUCAACGGGGCGGGGAAGACUUCGACGUUCAAGAUGAUGACGGGGGAUGAGAGUAUCUCCAGCGGUCAGGCUUGGGUCAACGGAAUCAGUCUGCAGACGAAUAUGAACCGAGCUCAUCAACAAAUCGGAUACUGUCCCCAGUUCGAUGCCUUGCUGGAGGAUAUGACCGGAAGGGAAACUCUCAAGAUGUUUGCAUUGUUGCGCGGCGUGAAGGACGCUGAGUUGAACAGCGUUUCGAUAACGCUAGCGGAGGAGUUGAACUUCAUGAAGCACAUCGACAAGAAGACGAAGGAGUACAGCGGAGGAAACAAGCGGAAGCUGAGCACGGCGCUGGCACUGAUGGGCAAUCCGGCGGUGGUGUACUUGGACGAGCCUACCACGGGGAUGGAUCCGGGGGCUAAGCGACAGUUUUGGAAUGUGAUAUGUAAGAUUAGGGAAGCGGGGAAGGCCAUUGUGCUGACUUCGCACAGUAUGGAGGAGUGCGAAGCACUGUGCACGAGACUGGCCAUUAUGGUUAAUGGAGAGUUCAAGUGUUUGGGAUCUACGCAGCACUUGAAGAAUAAGUUCUCCGAGGGAUUCCUGUUGACCAUGAAGGUAAAGCGGGAACCUUCCGGAGAUCUUCGAAAGAGAGUAGAUAAGGUGAAGCAAUUCGUUGAUUGGAAGUUCACCGGAGCAGUAUUAAAGGAGGAGUAUUUGGAUUCGUUAAGCUUUCACAUUCCUCAAUCCGGUCUGCGCUGGUCAGCGAUGUUUGGGCUGAUGGAAUCAUCCCGGGAGGAGCUCGAAAUCGAAGAUUAUGCCUUGGGACAAACCUCCCUAGAACAAGUGUUUCUAUAUUUUAGCAAAUACCAACUGGAAGAUCAAUAAAAGCAAAGUCAUUUA